CAACCUGUUCGCGGUCGGAAGCACAAUAGCAACAAGCAUCGUGUCACAGCAUUUCCUAUCAUCGGCAUCUCCUACGAAGCUACGGCGGUUCCUCACCUGUUCUCGUCGCAUCGUCCUGUUUGCAGCCUCACUCCCCCUAAACGCUCAUCAGCCCAGCUGUCCAAGAUGUCUACCCCGCCCGUGCCCUUCAACCGACUCAAGCAGAUUGCCACAGAUGUGUGCAACAACGCUAUCGGCAGCGCGGAGUUCUACGACCACGCAAAGACAGAGCAAUGGAACUCAACCAUCAUUAGCUCAAUGCUAAAGGCCCUCAUCUCCGAAGCCACUCCCCAAGGCCCCAAUGGCGCCCCUUCAUAUAAGUUUGCUUGCAACAGCACCAUUGUCCAGCACCUGGUCCCCACGUCUGCGCUGAACAAGGCCCGCGGCGGCACCGACACCAAGUCCGAGGAGCCUCACGUGUCGACGAGCACAGAAGCCACCGCUACAGAUGGCAAGCCGCAUGUCGGCAGGCGAGGAAUGCACAGCGCAACUGGCGCAUACUGGGACGAGAAGAAGGACGGCAUGUGGACCUUUAAGUAUGAUGGAGGCGAGGGCAAGGGCAUGGACGUGGUUAUCAUGCUGAUCUGGAUUGCUGUUUGAAGCGGGGAGAUGAGAGAAGGGAGAUGAGAGAAGGGAGAUGAGAGAAGUGAUGGAUCAAGUUUCUGGCUUACAUCUCGAUGAAAUGGCACUGGCUUUGGAUGGCGAACAUGCGAUGAGUCGGGUCUGGGCCAAUUGCUCUUCUAUAGACGUGACUGGAGGUUUAGGAGAACCAAUUCUGCUGCCAUGUGUUCGUCUAUGAUGUACAUCUUUGCUGGAAUACUUGCAUAUUGAGCGACGGGAUGCUGCAAAGGGUUGAGCGACUAAACAUAGCAUGGAAGAACAAGCUAGGGAUACCUAUGGAGUCGAUUGUCAUUUGAGCUGCUAUUAAUCUUUUUUAACUUCAACUAGAAUUAUUCAAUGCUGGUAUUUUGCCUAAGAGAGUGCUCCGAGCAACUGUCUGCUAAUAGUAGCUGGC
This is a messenger RNA of Trichoderma asperellum CBS 433.97, 1054 nucleotides long. RefSeq lists its product as uncharacterized. Gene Ontology annotation, biological process: microtubule-based movement. The record is from RefSeq and is a predicted model, not a curated record. Gene Ontology annotation, cellular component: cytoplasmic dynein complex; cytoplasm. Lineage: Eukaryota; Fungi; Ascomycota; Sordariomycetes; Hypocreales; Hypocreaceae. Gene Ontology annotation, molecular function: dynein intermediate chain binding.